This is a messenger RNA of Melampsora larici-populina 98AG31, 516 nucleotides long. RefSeq lists its product as uncharacterized. The record is from RefSeq and is a predicted model, not a curated record. Lineage: Eukaryota; Fungi; Basidiomycota; Pucciniomycetes; Pucciniales; Melampsoraceae. The transcript has 8 exons. The coding region runs from base 1 to 516 and encodes 171 amino acids.
AUGUCUACUGACACUGGGCAAGUUCUCAACCAACAACUAUGUACUAAAGAUAUGGUCAACUGCACAUGUACGCACUACAAGUUGGGUGUAGUUGAUAAUAUCUUCAGUGCGUUCCACAGUGUCAGUGGUGAUGCUCAUUGCGUGUUUAGUCUACGUACUAAAGAUAUGGUCAACUACACACUUACGCACUACAAGUUGUGCUUAGUUGACCAUAUCUUCAGUGCGUUCAACAUUGUCAGUGUUGAUGUGCAUCAAGUUCCAACUACGCACUACAAGUUGGGCGCAGUUGACCAACAAAUUGACAUUCAACAGUUGAACAACAACCUGAGGAAGUUGAAUCUGGCCCAUAAUAAGCAACUUAUUGAAGAAAGCUUUGCAACAAACAAAUGGGACUUGCACUUCAGCAUAAAAUUUUAUACUCACUGUUGUACUCAACCUGAUAAGCAACUUGCAAUGUUCAAAGUCUUACUUACUCAGAGGUUCAUACCCACAAGUCAGCAAGUUACCACAUUAUAA